AUGGGGAAGUUUUCAGACAAGGCUGCUGCUGACUGGCUGACUGAGGAGGAGGACACAGAAAUGAGGCUGUCGGUGAUUGGCGGCGCCACGGAAGCUCGGACGGAGACCCCGCGCACGCACGCACGCACGCCCGGCCUCGGCCCUCGCCUUCGGGGAACAGCGCGCGCGGCGUCCUCGCCGCCCGCGCUGGGGGAGGAGCGUGGACGCCAGGACGGGGGGCGGGAGGGAGGUGCGCCCCCAAACCGGCCCCGCCGCGCGCGCCCUCCCCGGUGCCGGCCCCUCGCCGCCUCCCCCCCUCCCGCGGCACCCUCCCGGGUGCCAGCACCUCGCCGGUCCCCGCUCUCUCCCGCGGCGGCUGCGGCGCCCACCGGCCCCGACGUGACGCGCAAGGACGACGGGCGCCGCUCGGGCCGCGAACCCGCGCCGGGAGAGCUCCGCGGGUGGGCGGGGUGGGGCGGGGCCGCCGGGACUUGGCGGCCAGGCCGGCUGGCCGGGCCGGGGGCGUCGCCGUGGGGCCGGGCCAGGGUCUUACCUACCGCUGCGCGCCCAGAGCGCCGCGCUUUCCCCGCCGUCUGUCGCCGCGCCCACCGGGCCGCACUCGCGCCCGCUUCCGCCCGCGCGGCGGGACCCCCGCCUCAGCGCGCGCCCACCCCGCGACCCCGUCCCCUCCUCCCAGCGCAGCCAGAAAGAGAAAAUGGCGCUCGAUUUGCCUCCGGAAGUGACGCGCGCCCUCAUUUGCAUGCUGGUGCAGCCAGCCAAUGGGGGGAGAGUGUGCAUGGGACCCCUGGGCAGUGUCCUACAGGCCCCUUGGGGCCCUUGUCCAAGGCUGGGCUGGAGGCUCUAGGGAAGGAGUAG
This is a messenger RNA of Manis javanica (Malayan pangolin), 855 nucleotides long. NCBI's taxonomy places the organism in Eukaryota, Metazoa, Chordata, Mammalia, Pholidota, Manidae. The record is from RefSeq and is a predicted model, not a curated record.